Molecule: messenger RNA, 549 nt
Organism: Aspergillus ruber CBS 135680
Lineage: Eukaryota; Fungi; Ascomycota; Eurotiomycetes; Eurotiales; Aspergillaceae
Product: NUDIX hydrolase
Exons: 1
Source: RefSeq, a predicted model, not a curated record
CCUUGUCGAUUCAGAUUCCACGGCAUCACCUACCGUAUUAGGGUUAGCGCUCAUGUGUUCUCGUGGCCGGAUGACAACAACAUUGAAACAGCUGACUCGCCAAAACCUCGUCUUCUUCUUAUUCAACGCGCUCUUUGUGAUACCAAACCUGAGUAUUGGGAGGUAGCUGGUGGGGGAGUCGACAAACAAGACCAAAAUCCCCAAAAUGCUCUAGAGCGUGAGGUUCAAGAAGAGACUGGCCUGCAACUGUCUCGGGUCACUCAUGCUCUCCCUGUUCAGACUUGGAGGAGAUUCAAGGGAGGGGAGUGGCACGAAUGGGUUGGCCUUCCGUAUAUCAUUGAGGUCUCCAAGCAACGCGCAAAUAGCCAAGAUGUGCCUCAGCCAGUGAUGGAAUGGGAGGAUGUAAUACGACUGAAUCCCAAAGAGCACCAAGCUUUUACAUGGGCAACAGAGGAUGAGGUGCGAAGUGGCAAGUAUCAAAUGUUCGGAAACCACAAGGAGGCUAUCCUCGAGGCGUUUGCGAUAGUGACUCGAAAUCGCUCGGUUUGA